CAUUACACCUGAGACAGGCAAUAACGCGGACAGCUAUAUGCAAGUGGUGUAUCACUUGCUGUGUAUUGGAGUAAGGCACUGUAAAGGGGCAGCUCUGGUGUCCUCGCCUCACACAGAGGGGUCCUGCAGUUCCGCGUUGUCAGAUCCGCGAGUGUUCGCACCACCACGUCACGGGCUGCUGGAGGUGCCAUCAGUUCCCGGGACCCCGGCAUGUCCGCUCCACUGGACUCGGACGAUGCCUAUGAUUUCCUCUUUAAGAUCGUGCUGAUUGGGGAUGCCGGGGUGGGCAAGACGUGCGUGGUGCAGCGUUUCAAGAGCGGUGUGUUUGUGGAGCGACAAGGGAACACUAUCGGUGUGGACUUUACCAUGAAGACUCUGGAUAUCCAGGGGAAGCGGAUUAAGUUGCAGAUCUGGGACACUGCUGGACAGGAACGUUUUCGGACCAUAACACAGAGUUACUACAGAAGCGCCAAUGGUGCCAUCAUCGCCUACGACAUUACCAAGAAGAAAUCAUUUGAGUCCAUUCCUCGCUGGAUAGAGGAUGUCAAGAAGUACGCUGGUUCCAACAUUGUGCAGCUGCUGAUUGGAAACAAGUCUGAUAUGCACGAAUUUCGCGAAGUCCAGCUAGAAGACGCUGAAGCCCUGGCAAAACAUUAUGACAUCAUCAGCGCCAUUGAAACAUCCGCCAAAGAUUCCAGUAAUGUGGAAGAGGCUUUUGUGAAGAUGGCCACUGAGCUGAUGAUGAGGCACGGUGGUCCAGUAUUCAGUGACAAAUCCACAGACAGCAUAAAACUUGACAGCAAAGACAUGGCUGGAGACUCCUGGAACUGUGCCUGUUGAUGAAUGCUUUCAUUAGCAUAUUAUAGGUAGCUAAUUCUAUAAUUGCCUGAAAUUAGUAUGGCUAUAGAAUGCGUCAUCAGGUUAUCUGCGCUCCAGUUGUUGAACUACCUCUCCCAGCAUGUUUGAUUUCAUGCUGAGUGUUGUAGUUCAGCCACAGCAUGGAAAUACUGGCUGAGCAACUCUGCUCAACUUUUUCUUUUUUGUUUUUCAAAGUGCUACCUGAAUCUGUACAUUAUCUAGACAAAAGAAGAGGAAGGGGACCAACAAGUGAAAAUGUUGUGGAACCGGUUUCCACAGCUGUGAAUUAGGCAGAGCCUGGUAACCCUAUGCGCUGUAGAUGUAGAACACCGAAUGCCUUUAGUAACUGGUUUGCUCUGAAAGUUCAGAACUCUAGUUGAUUCUUUAAAAUUCCACAUGAUUUUAAUAACUUUCUUGUAUGAUACCAUUCUAGUGUGUGGUGGGCAGCCACGGAAAUAAUUUUUAGGACCACCUGCGUUAUUGCAGACCUUUUUUCUAAAGUUUGUAAAAUUUUUAAGAGUUUUUUUUCUUGCCCAUUCCUGAAUUUUUAAAACCUUUUGGGGGUGAUGUAUGGAACAUUUCAAGACUGGGAAUAAUGUGCAAUCUCUUAAAAGUUAAAUAUCAAUUAACAUUUCAGGACAUGUUACUUAGGAAAUGUUUUUUUCUUCUUAAAUAGAUAUAUAUUUAUCACCAGCAAAUGAAUUUGAAAUAAAUCAUUUUAAAUGUA
Messenger RNA from Pseudophryne corroboree (corroboree frog), 1585 nucleotides. It is a transcript of the gene RAB43, whose product is annotated as RAB43, member RAS oncogene family. Gene Ontology annotation, biological process: vesicle-mediated transport. Gene Ontology annotation, molecular function: GTPase activity; GTP binding. The transcript is spliced from 3 exons. The record is from RefSeq and is a predicted model, not a curated record. Lineage: Eukaryota; Metazoa; Chordata; Amphibia; Anura; Myobatrachidae. Gene Ontology annotation, cellular component: Golgi apparatus. Bases 211 to 840 code for a protein of 209 amino acids.